Molecule: messenger RNA, 627 nt
Organism: Zychaea mexicana
Lineage: Eukaryota; Fungi; Mucoromycota; Mucoromycetes; Mucorales; Lichtheimiaceae
Product: 50S ribosomal protein L32
Exons: 2
Coding region: 232-627 (131 amino acids)
Biological process (GO): translation
Cellular component (GO): ribosome; cytosolic large ribosomal subunit
Molecular function (GO): structural constituent of ribosome
Source: RefSeq, a predicted model, not a curated record
CCCUCUUUCAUCAAUCCAUUGACGGUAAGCCAUCCAUCCAUUCAAUCCAUCCUAUGUAGACAUCAAUCCGUCUACGCCAUACGAACGACAUCCAUACACAUUUGCAGCCCAUCAAUCCCCUCUUCAGACAACAACAAAGAGCAACGACGACGAAAUAUACAUCGACAAUGGCAGAAGAAAAAAUAGAAAAACUAAUUAUACCUAUAUACUUUCCAUCCAAUUUUAAAAGUCAUGGUCUCCCCUGCUGUUAAGCACACGAUCGUCAAGAAGCGCACUGCCAAGUUCAAGCGCCACCAGUCUGACCGUUUCGCCCGCGUUGGUGAAUCGUGGAGAAAGCCCAAGGGUAUUGAUGGUCCCGUCCGCCGUCGUUUCAAGGGCCAGAUUCCCAUGCCCAAGAUUGGUUACGGUUCUGCCAAGAAGACCCGCCACAUGUUGCCCAACGGUUUCUUGAAGUUCACCGUCAGCAACGUCAAGGAGCUCGAGCUCUUGUUGAUGCACAACCGCACCUACGCUGCCGAAGUUGCCCACAACGUCUCUUCCAAGAAGCGUGUCGAAAUUCUUGAGCGUGCUGCCCAGCUUAACGUCAAGGUUGUCAACGCCGGUGCUCGUCUCCGAUCGCAGGAAUAA